Molecule: messenger RNA, 1307 nt
Organism: Solanum dulcamara
Lineage: Eukaryota; Viridiplantae; Streptophyta; Magnoliopsida; Solanales; Solanaceae
Product: B3 domain-containing transcription factor VRN1-like
Exons: 4
Coding region: 43-1245 (400 amino acids)
Molecular function (GO): DNA binding
Source: RefSeq, a predicted model, not a curated record
UGUUUUGUUUCCUAUCAAGUGCGGAAUACACAUUGAAGUGUCAUGAUGAUGGAAUCGUGCUCCAACUCAUACUCGUCCGCCAGUUUCUACGUCAUUGUUGAGCCCUCCGUCAUUGACGAUCGUCAACUUCGCAUGCCAGACAGAUUUGUCCAAGAACAUGGAGAUGAACUCCUUGAUACCGUCAAGCUUAUUGUUCCCACUGAUGAUUUCUGGUCUGUGGGUGUGAAGAAGGCUGGUAAAACGAUUUGGCUUCAUGAUGGUUGGCAAGAAUUUAUGGAGCAUUAUUCUGUCAGCUGUUGGUACUUUUUACUCUUCAAAUAUGGACAGAACUCAUGUUUCAAUGUCCACAUAUUUGAUCUAGCAGCUACUGAGAUUGAUUAUCAACUUAGGAGCCAUGAUAAUGCUAAAUCACGUGACGUUGCUCAGGAUCUUUCUCACGGAAAGGAUAAAAUUGUGGAAAUUGUUGCUGAUAAGAGCGACAUGAGCUCUGUUGAAAUUGUGGAUCCCUCUGAAACUGAGCAGGGACCAGAGAGUUCAGCUAAGUCAUCUGAACUUUCGCAUAGAGCCAAAAGACGUAAAAUUGCAUCUGGAAAGAUUAACUUUUCGCGUUGCUAUGAAACAAGAAACAGAACAAACAAAUUACGUGAUAAUGGACAGCUAUUAAAUGCGAAGAAUUUGAAGAUAUCGGGCAAUAGCAGUUUAACUAAGCCACUUGGUGGCCAAUUAGUUCGGCAAAGUAUGAGAACUCCUAUACAUUCUGCAGCGGCAACUGGAGAUACAAGGAAAUCGUUCACCAGCCAGCAGCAGGAGAAAUCUGUAGGGUGUGGAAGGUAUGAUCGUCGCGAAAGAGGACAACAGAAGGUUUCAGGAACGAGCACAGCCAUUAAAGCUGCCAAUAUGUUCAUUCCAGAAAAUCCUUACUUCUUGCAGAUUCUUCAAAAAUAUAACACAGUACGGAACUAUAUUCUGAAUGUACCAGUUGUCUUUGUUCGAAAGUAUAUGCCAAAGACUUCAGAAUUAAUUGAACUUCAAGAUACUGACGGAAAUAAGUGGAAUGUCCGUUGCAUUAGGAGGAAACAUCGGAUUCUUUUAAGCAAAGGAUGGUUGAACUUUGUUACGGAUAACAGUUUAGUGGAAGGAGAUGUUUGUGUCUUUGAGUUGAUCAAGGACCUUAAGGCUGAUGAAUUUAUGCUGAAGGUGCACAUGUUUCGCUCUAGUGUGGAAGAAAAUUCGACAAAACAUUAAUUUUCAUAGAGCAAAAUAUGUACUUUGUUGUCAUCUAUAAUAACAUAUUCAAUGUUAUUCCA